UUCUUGUUCUACUUUAUUCAGCUGCGCAUGGAUUUUGUAAUUGACUGUCGUGCGGUAAUCCAUCAAUCUCGACACAGUUAAUGAAAACUGACCGGAACUACUUUUGUGUACAAUGUUGAAAGUCCAAGAUGGCGGAUGAUGAUACAUAUAUAUACUUGGGACUACAAACAGGUGUUUGUGUGAAACUUAAGCUAAAAUACCUCUCUGUGUCAAGCUCUCCUCGGCAAACUUCGGUGGAAAAGUAGCUGUGCAGGAGACACACCACCACGGAGCUCAGGUUAAGGGUUAGAGACAGAGCCGACAGAACCGUGGACACCGGCGGCAGGACGGCGCGGACGUCAUCGGGUAUAACCGAGGAGGUGGUCUCCUUUACGGCGGCGUGGUGAGGCUGCAACUGGAAGAUUAGAAUGACCGACAAAACGGACAUAAUGGCCGAUAGAAUUCCAAGUAGAGACAGAACAAUGAGAGACCGCUGGCUGUAGGAGUUCGCCAUGCUCUCCAAAAUCUUAGUCCGGGUUUAAAAGUAAAAAAUCUUCCCUAGAAGUCCUAAAGUGUCCAUUAAAAAGUGCGCCUGCAUGACAAGUGUGGCGUUUCCCAGGGUGCGUGAACGUCACUGUGGCGCCCCCUUCAACAUCCUAUUUUCGCCCAUGUGAUUUUAACAAUCCCCAGAUUACAAACUUCCUCACAACAACAAUGGACUUUUUCUUCCUUUGGACCCUCAGGGAGAGGCGUAGCUCCAACGGAACACAAUAAAAGAAAAAUGGUCAACCAUUGAUGCACAAAUGUGUGUUAAAGUGCACAGGAGCAUUGGCGCUGCAUACAUGGUGACAGGAGGAGGAGGAGGAGGAGGAGGAGGGCGGGUUGACUCAGCCAGCUGUUGGAGGGCAGCGCUCUCCUUCUUCAUCAGCUUGAUGACAUCAGCACACACACUUCUCCACUGGAUCAGACGUCUCUAUCUGUGCGUCAUUGAUGUGCAACUCUUCCCGCCAACUACAAGGUGCAUCUCAAAGGUGAGCAGACAGGCAAAGUAGGUGUCAGACUACAGUCAAAAUGGGAAGAAAGAAAAUACAGAUUUCCCGCAUUCUGGACCAGAGAAACCGACAGGUGACAUUCACCAAGCGUAAGUUUGGCCUGAUGAAGAAGGCCUACGAGCUUAGCGUGCUAUGUGACUGCGAGAUUGCCCUGAUCAUCUUCAACAGCACCAAUCGUCUGUUCCAGUACGCCAGCACCGACAUGGACAAGGUGCUGCUCAAGUACACGGAGUACAGCGAGCCGCACGAGAGCCGCACCAACACUGACAUACUGGAGACACUGAGGAGGAAAAGACUGGAUCUGGACGGCUCUGAGGUGGACUGCGAGGAGAGCAUGCAGGUGACCACCCAUAAUGGUGACGGCAUGGACUUGUCUGUGAGACGCCAGCACAUCUCUGUCAGUAUACACCUACCGGCUCCAUCCCUACGGUCACCACAAGCUCAGUUCCUGGUUUCUGAAACCAGCUUCCCCAUCUCUUCCGGACCGAGCAUGGCCCCCCACAUAUCCCCUGCAGGCUUUAAAUGUGUCAGCUCAGCUUCAGAAAAACCUCACACCUCCUUCAUGCAGCCCCACUCAGGUAUCGGGUACUCCGUCUUCUCCCACGUAAGCCGAGGACUGGACCUGAAGAGUCCUCUUCCCCAUCCCCCUCCCACUUUGACCCUGCCCGGCGGUGACGCUGCCAAUCAGGGUUCCCGUGCGGCCCAAACCCCCUCUAUGAGCAGGGGGGUCUUGUACCAUGGCCUGCAUGGUGGCAGCUCGGUAGUGGCCAUGGGCAAAGCUGGGCUGCUGGGCCACGCCUUGGCAGGCUAUGGCCUCGCCUCCCCUGAACUUUCUGAUUACAGCCAACCAAGUUUUUAUCACUCUAUUAAUCUGCAAAGAGGAGCAGCAAACUCCUGGCAAGCAUCUCAGCCUGCGCACGAGCUCCAGGGACCUCAUGUUAGUCAAGGGUUGUCCACUGGAGGCUGCUCUUUCCCCUCUCAGUCUUGCUCCUCCACCUUGACACACGACCCCAGCCUCAGCAUCCACAUCAAAUCAGAGCGUAGCUCUCCUGAACACAUGACCUCGCCCGCUCCCUCUCCCAUGAGUGGGCCCAUCCCGGUUUGCCGCACCCCUACAGAAGACCCCCAGGCCAAGGCCGCUUACUUGCAAAAGGAAGAGGGAGGCGGAGUGUCGCUGAGGCAGGAGAUGUGCGAGGCGUGGCAGCGAUAGCUCCAUACACGGGUGGACACUUCAUUAGGUGCAUCUGGUCAGUCUGACAAAUUCAGUCCAAAUGCAGCAUUUUUGACAAGAGUUUAGAUGGUGCAUGUGUACCUAAUGAAGCGUCCAGUCCCCAUCAUCCCACAGGCAAGUGUCUCAAGUGAGAGCUGGUCUCUUCCUGCGUGAUGGACACUCCUCACCACUAGUUUGUUCACAUGCACACCUUUUUCUUGUAUUUAUCUAGUUUUAGUUGGUUUUGUUUGGCACUUGACUAGUUAAAAGUAGAGAUGUCCGAUAAUGGCUUUUUUGCCGAUAUUCCGAUAUUGUCCAACUUUUAAUUACCGAUAUCAACCGAUACCGAUAUAUACAGUCGUGGAAUUAACACAUUAUUAUGCCUAAUUCUGUUGUAAUGCCCCGCUGGAUGAAUUAAACAAUGUAACAAGGUUUUCCAAAAUAAAUCAACUCAUGUUAUGGAAAAAAAUGCCAACAUGGCACUGCCAUAUUUGUUAUUGAAGUCACAAAGUGCAUUAUUUUUUUAACAUGCCUCAAAACAGCAGCUUGGAAUUUGGGACAUGUUCUCCCUGAGAGAGCACGAGGAAGUUGAGGUUGUGUUGUGUUACGGUGCGGAUGUUCUCCCGAAAUGUGUUUGUUAUUCUUGUUUGGUGUUGGUUCACAGUGUGGCGCAUAUUUGUAACAGUUUUAAAGUUGUUUAUACGGCCACCCUCAGUGUGACCUGUAUGGCUGUUGACCAAGUAUGUGUUCCAUUCACUUGUGUGUGUGAAAAGACAUAGAUAUUAUGUGACUGGGCUGGCACACAAAGGCAGAGCCUUUAAGGUUUAUUGGUGCUCUGUACUUCUCCCUACGUCCGUGUACACAGCGGCGUUUUAAACAGUCCUAAAUUUUACUUUAUGAAACAAAUACCGAUAUUUUCCGAUAUUACAUUUUAUAUCAUUCAUCGGUCGAUAAUAUCGGCAGUCCGAUAUUAUCGGACAUCUCUAGUUAAAAGUGUGUUUUUAUUACCAAUUAAAGGGAUUUCUGUUUGUGGUACAACCCAUGUGACAGGAAAAUAAAUGAAAAUAUUUUUGUUUAUUAAGUCAGACAAAAGUACAAGUAAAAGCCCAAUCUAUACAAUAAAAUACACACCAUGCAAACAUUGCAAUUCACAGCAUUGAAGAUAAUUGGAGCAUUUCCAUUCAGAAAACACAAGCUAGAUAUAAACAAGCAACUUUCAAUUUAAGUUCCCGGUCGGAUGAAAGAAAGUCCAAGUGUCCGCACUGAAUCAAAAACACACAUUUAAGGUGCUCUAGGUAAAAACGUUGCCAUAGAGUCGAGACUUAAUCUCCUUCAAUAUGUAAAAUACUGCCAAAAAUGGAGUAAAUCACUCUCUUUCAUUGACUGAAAAUCCCUGAGUUUGCAGGCACUUGGGAAUUCGAGCUGAAACAUUUAAAAGUGUUAAAACCACAACUUAAAAAAAAAAAAAACUUUAUAAAUAGCACUCUUGAAUCGGUUCUUUACUAACAGGGACCACCCUCUAAAAAGUCCCCAUGGCUUAAAGCU
Nerophis ophidion (straightnose pipefish) is the source of this 3786-nucleotide messenger RNA. RefSeq names its product myocyte enhancer factor 2b (gene mef2b). Gene Ontology annotation, biological process: positive regulation of transcription by RNA polymerase II. The record is from RefSeq and is a predicted model, not a curated record. Lineage: Eukaryota; Metazoa; Chordata; Actinopteri; Syngnathiformes; Syngnathidae. The transcript has 9 exons. Gene Ontology annotation, molecular function: protein dimerization activity; RNA polymerase II cis-regulatory region sequence-specific DNA binding; DNA-binding transcription factor activity, RNA polymerase II-specific. The coding region runs from base 1051 to 2241 and encodes 396 amino acids.